Molecule: messenger RNA, 3092 nt
Organism: Physcomitrium patens
Lineage: Eukaryota; Viridiplantae; Streptophyta; Bryopsida; Funariales; Funariaceae
Biological process (GO): regulation of GTPase activity
Molecular function (GO): GTPase activator activity; small GTPase binding
Source: RefSeq, a predicted model, not a curated record
UACUCUGCCGCGGCUUUGUUUUCACGGCACUCGCGACGAAUUUAGCGACGAAGAAGCAAGCAAAGAGACAGACAGAGAUAGAGAGCCCGAUUGAGUGAGCCCGAGAGUCAGAGAUAGAGAGCCUGAGAGAGCUGAGAGAGAGAUAGGGAGAUAGAGAGACUGAGAUCGAGGUUGAGUGAUAUUGAAUGAUGAAGGGGCCGAGGGGGCGAAUGAUUUUGGUGAAAGCAGUAGCAACGCGGGGCGAUGGACACGUGAGAGCGUGCGCUUGAGCUCCGCUCGCCGAGUGAGGAAGGAGAUGUAUCAGCAGCUGUAUCACUUGCGGCUGAUUCGGGGGUGAAGAGCAAGCCCGCGAUGGCGUCACCACGUAAUGAUGUUGCCACCUUCAAGGAGAUCCGGGAUAUAUACGGGUUCGCCGUUCGGCAACAGCAUUUGGAGCGGUAUCGUGAGUAUGCGAGUAUUUACAAGAAAGAAGAAGUGGAGCGAUCGGACCGAUGGGAGCAGUUUUUGUGUUCGCUGAAAAAGGAGGAAGUGGAAAAUGGUGAAGCCGAGCCGUCGGAGGGUUGUGUCGUUAAUGGAUUGUGUAGAGGUGCGGUUGGGAUUGAUGGUAAUUUGGAUGGGAAUUUGCGAAGGUUCGGCUCGCACAGGAGUUCCUUGGCGGCUCUAGAACAGGAGUUGAAGAACCUUAGGAAGAGGAAGGCAAGUAGGCUAAACACGGACGGUAGCAUUGCCUUGGAUUCGGAAGGAAAUGAGAGCGGAGUAAAUGGCAAUGGCAAAAUUGUGGGUGCUGGAGGUGGUCCCAGAGUUGAAGAAGAUGAGGAUUCUGAUGACGAGUUUUAUGACGUUGAAAGGACAGAGGUUGUGUCUGACGCAGGAGACCAGAGUACUAGUGAUGUGCUGGAACCGGCUCCUUGGGUUGAAGAGCUUAAAGUACUUGUUAGUGGUGGUGUCCCUGUGGCGCUGAGGGGAGAGUUAUGGCAGGUGUUCACGGGUGCAAAGGAUCGGCAUGUAAAUGGUUACUAUCAGGAACUCCUCGCCCGUGAAGUUGAUCACGUCAGUAGUUGCGAUGGUUCAGUUGAAAAUAACCUCGUGACAGAGAAACCUCGCGCUGUUGAAAAGUGGACUGCUCAAAUCGAGAAGGAUCUACCCAGGACUUUCCCUGGUCAUCCUGCUCUUGACAAGGAAGGUUUAAACGCUCUGAGGCGCAUGCUCACGGCAUAUGCCCGCCACAAUCCUUCUGUUGGAUACUGUCAGGCAAUGAAUUUUGUUGCUGCACUUCUGUUACUCUUAAUGCCUGAAGAAAAUGCAUUCUGGACGUUAACUGCAAUUAUCGACGAUUACUUUGAGGGCUACUAUUCAGAAAGAAUGGUGGAAGCACAGGUAGACCUACUUGUAUUUGAGCAGCUGGUUCGCGAACGGUUCCCCAGAUUAGCAACUCAUCUGGAGAGCCUUGGAGUGCAGGUAGCAUGGGUUAGUGGCCCUUGGUUCCUUUCCAUCUUUGUGAACGUCGUACCAUGGGAGACUGUUCUGAGGGUAUGGGAUGUCCUCUUGUACGAAGGAAACCGUAGCAUGCUGUUCAGGACUGGUCUGGCUCUCAUUGAAAUUCAUGCCGGAGCAUUGUUGCAACAACGCGACACUGGUGAUGCAGUAGCAACGCUUCAGUCAAUGGGUGAGACCACGUUCGACAGCAGCGAGCUUGUCUUGUUGGCAUGCCUGGGGUUUCAAGAAUUCAAUGAGAAACUUCUGCAGGAACUUCGCACCAAACACAGACCUGUUGUGCUUGCUGCGCUUGAUGAAAGGUCGAUGGAGCUUAACCUUUGGCGCUCUGCAAAUGGCAUCGGAUCUAAGCUAGACAAAUUAAGGACCUCCUUUGAUCGCGCAAUAAUUGCCAACAGCCCUGGUGGGACAAAAGCCUAUCUAGAUCUUGAAGAUGGGAAUGAUACUGACAACGACGGCACUGACCUUCAGGAACAAGUGACCUGGCUGAAGACGGAGCUUUGUCGUGCCCUUGAGCUUGCAAAAGCAUCAGCUCAAAGAGCCGAUCAGUUGGAAACGGCUCUGAUGGAGAUGGUGAAAGGGGACAACCGACGUUUGCUUUCUGCUCAAGUGGAGAGUUUAGAGGCCGAGGUUGACCAGUUGAAAAAGGGAUUAGCCGAGAAGCAAGAACAAGAGGCAGCCAUGGUUCAGGUGUUGUUGCGAAUGGAGCAAGAGCAACACGUUGCAGAGGACGCCCGCCGAUUUGCGGAGCAGGAGGCUGAGACGCACCGGCGUACUGCUGAAGAAGCGGAGAAAACAGCUGCCGAGGCGGUAGCUGCUCUGUCAGCUAUGGAAAAGAGAGCUAUUAUGGCAGAAAGCAUGCUAGAGGCAACUGUCAACUUUCAAACUGGUGGUCCACAAAAUUUCAGACGCAACUCCGAUGAUAGUGCAUCUAGGGGCAUGUAUCGCUCUCAUAGCUCUCCUGCGUCCAAAGAUUCUGAUUCCGUUUGGGAAAGAAGAAACAGCACGGGCAAGAUGGAAGGGGCAGAAGACACUCCCAAUAACACUGCUAGUAAGCCAGGUCUCUUUGGCCGUCCGUUCUCAUUAAGCUGGCGGGACAAAAGCAAGCUUAGUGUGGAGGUGAAGGCGAAUGAGUCGGACAGAAUGCUCGACCGAGUCCCAUUUUCUGCACCCUCGAGCUUAGGCACUGAGCAUAUCCACACCAAACCAAACGACAGUUAAAAUCAAUAUAGAUAGAUAUAUAUAUAUAUAUAUAUAUAUAUAUAUAUAUAUAUACACAAUCAGUUAGACUGAGGAAUCAGGUAAUUUUGUUAAGGAAGAUCAUUUUUGAUCGGUCAUUUUCGUUCCUAGUAUGAAUUGUUGGUUUGGAAAAUCUCCAGCCUCAACUUCGUGUAGUUGAGUCUAUUCCAACUUCCUGGAGCUAAGCAGUGGUUUGUGGCUUCCUUUUUGAAGAUAUUUUCAUGGUCAUUUUGCACAUUUCGGCUCACUUGAAGUGGGUAUGCGACAUAAUCAAAUCAGCAUGUUGCUGAAAUUUGUGUAAUCGCUUCACACCAUUUAUCACUUUCAAUAUAUCGAGUUCCUUCUUAAAAUCUUUGAAA